CACAAGAGAACAAUAAUUCAUAUUGAUUUAGACUGUUUUUAUGCUCAGGUGGAAAUGUUGAAAAAUCCAGAGCUUACCGACAAACCAGUUGGGAUAAAAACAGCAAACAUUGUAAUCACAAGUAAUUAUGUAGCCAGAGAGUAUGGAAUUAAAAAAUGUAUGUUGAUUACAGAGGCACUUGCUCUAUGUCCUAAGCUCAUCAUUAUUAAUGGAGAGGAUUUACAUGACUAUAGAUUGAUGUCAUCAAAAGUGACUGAUAUUGUACGACAGUUCAGUACCAAAGUCGAAAAGUUGGGUUUGGAUGAGAACUUUGUGGACAUUUCAGAUUUGGUUUCAUCAAAAUUGGCGUCUAAAGACAAUCAUAGUUAUAGUGUGGUAGGACACAUAUACAAAAAUGAAAUAGAAAAUAUUUGUGCAUGUGGUUGUAGAGAGAGGCUUGUUAUUGGAUCAAAUAUUGCUAGUGAAAUAAGAGCGAGAAUAAGAGAAGAAUUGGGUAUGACAUGUUGUGCUGGUGAAGCGUGUUUCGGUGUCGAUGACACAGAUGUCAAGGAGAGUGGUAAACAACAAGUUAUUGGCUUGGAAGAAGCUUCAAAAAUGAUUGGUUCAAUGGAGGAGGUCCGUAAUAGAUUAAAAUCUUUAAUAGAUCGGGGCAUGGUUUUAUUAGAAGAAGAUGGACGCUUUCCCACUACAAUACGUGUUGCUGUGCGUAAAUAUUCUUCCCAUGAAGAAUAUUGUAGACAGAGAGAAAGUAAACAAUGUCCAAUAAAUCCAUCUAUAUUUAGAUCAAAUAUCGCUAAGGAUCAUAUACUUGAAGCUGCUCUUGGUUUGUUUAAAAAGCUUGUUGAUCAUACAAAACCUUUUCAUUUAACACUUAUAGGAUUGGCAUUUACAAAGUUUCAAGAAGAGUUACCAGUAAAAAGUUCAAUGCUCCAAUUUUUAAGAAAAAAAGUCUUUUGACGAACCAAACAGUAAGGAUUUAACCAUAACUGAUACCAGUGUUGGAA
Molecule: messenger RNA, 1004 nt
Organism: Homalodisca vitripennis (glassy-winged sharpshooter)
Lineage: Eukaryota; Metazoa; Arthropoda; Insecta; Hemiptera; Cicadellidae
Product: DNA polymerase iota-like
Biological process (GO): translesion synthesis
Molecular function (GO): DNA-directed DNA polymerase activity; damaged DNA binding
Source: RefSeq, a predicted model, not a curated record